This is a messenger RNA of Entelurus aequoreus (snake pipefish), 1532 nucleotides long. RefSeq lists its product as uncharacterized. NCBI's taxonomy places the organism in Eukaryota, Metazoa, Chordata, Actinopteri, Syngnathiformes, Syngnathidae. The record is from RefSeq and is a predicted model, not a curated record. Bases 543 to 1199 code for a protein of 218 amino acids. The transcript has 13 exons.
CCGCCUACGCGCGCUGAGCCGACCAAUGUCUGCACCCGCAGACGUGGACGCGCCUACUAGCGUGUACGCGCAUGAGCCAAGAUCUCUGGACUUUCUUUGCUGGAACACGAACCGCCGCCUCCCAGAAUGCUUUGCAUGGGGACGUGCGUCUGACGUCACGUAUACAGAAAAUUCAAAAUGGCUGCACGCGGUAGGUGAGGCCCGAGCGAAGAAAAGUGGAAAAGAGUGUUAUUCGUCAAAAAACCCACACAACGACGGUCAUUUUUUCGCCGUGCUAUUGUAAAAUUGUCUUUUAUCUGUGUUUUGUGUUCCGGGGGACCCCGACUCCAGAAUGGGAAAGUUUCCCGCGUGAAGCCGUGGAGCUCGAGAUCCUGUUUACUGUGGACUAGCUGUGUGUGACGCCAUGUUGUUUUUGUUUCCAUUACAAAAAAAAAGCUCCACCGUCUCGCCGAGUGCCAGCAAGAGUCAUGAGUACUUGUCAACUCGACUCCUCAACUGGAGAUAACUUUCUAGCACCUCACCAUGGGGAAGGAUGAAUUCAUAUGCCUUCACCAGCACACGCAUUAAAUAUGCAGAGAGUUACACAAGUUCUUACCACCUUGGGGCACCAUUCAGACAACUACAAAGACGCAUUAAAAAUAAUGCAACAAUAUGGAAAGGGCUGCAACACCUCAGACCUGCAAUCUGAGGAGGAGAACGAGGAGCUGCCAGAAAAAAGGAACAGAAAGCCAGUCCAUCGUCUCGGGGACUCAGAUGAUAGCGAAGAAGACCCGGGAAAUAGUGACCUCACAUCUCUGUGUAUGGCAAGCCAAUUACACAGGCAGACUCCACCGUCUCGCCGAGUGCCAGCAAGAGUCAUGAGUACUUUACAACUCGACUCCUCAACUGGAGAUAACUUUCUAGCACCUCACCAUGGGGAAGGACGCAUUCAUAUGCUUUCAACAGCACCUGCAUUAAACAUGCAGAGAGUUACACAAGGAACUGCAGUCCCUCCUCGACUCCCUCCACCCCCCUCACCAGCAGCCCUCAACAUGUGGCAGACAGAGGAGCCUGGAUCCAGCCUGGCCUACAGGCCAACAUGGCGAGGGGAAAGAAUGGCCAACAACAUUUCCUGCUCUGCGCCUGAGGUAAUCCACAUCCUUAGCCUGCUGGAAACUAUUAAGCACAACCAAGACCAGCUAAUUGCGAAGGUGCUGUGAGUAAAAAUGUUUUGACAAGGUCAGCCACGGACGCUGAGGUCACCAAACACGCCAUCAGGUGGUUCAACUUGGCGGGGGAUCGGGCAACGAGGAGACGAGUCCCGCUUCCACCUCCUCAGGAGGAAUAGAGAUGUAUAUGUAUAAAUAAACAACCUUUUAUUGGACUUCUUGUCAUUCACCAGUUAUUCAUUUUCUGAUAUGUUAGCUGUGCAUGGAGCAGCGUUUCCUUGAAGUUGUAGCCUAAUAGAUUAAAUAUGUAUAUUUACUUUUUAAAUAUAUAUUAUAUAUAUUUACUUUAUAGAGUGAAUUGACCAUUUUCUGUUUCUGCCUAUU